Molecule: messenger RNA, 2318 nt
Organism: Chinchilla lanigera (long-tailed chinchilla)
Lineage: Eukaryota; Metazoa; Chordata; Mammalia; Rodentia; Chinchillidae
Gene: Lrrc56
Product: leucine rich repeat containing 56
Exons: 14
Coding region: 404-2044 (546 amino acids)
Molecular function (GO): protein binding
Source: RefSeq, a predicted model, not a curated record
ACAUCCUUUUAGAAAACCGAGAAGUGUAACCGGGAGGCCUCGGCGGGACUGCAGCGCCCGUCCGCGUGCGGUCCCGAAUCUGAGCCCGGCUCGCGUAGACGCGGCCAGGAGGCGGAUACCGAGAGCCCGCUGGGCGUCCAGGGGUCCUCGGCUCAGAGUUUGUGCCGCAGGCAGCCGCGGAGCAACCCGCCCUCCUAGAAGGUCCCGCCCCCGUUGCCCUGGCGCCCGGACCCGCGGCCGGAAGAACAGCCCGGAGUGGAGAGAGCACCCUCAGCAGAGGGGCCCAGGGCUGGGGCACUCGAGCCCAGCCUGCAGUGCUGGUGCCCCUGGGCACAGUGACCUGACCGGAAGCCUAACUCAAUCCCUGUCUCCCAGAGGUCACCUGUGGACACAUGCUGCCCCCAUGCCCGGAUGUUUGACCCACAGUGGAAGGCAGCUGACUGUGGGUUGUGCGUGGAUGGAGCCAGCCAGGGAUGGACGCCCAGGGCCUCGGCCACACUCAGCCAGUGUCCAGGUGCGGGAGCUGAGCUGGCAGGGCCGGCACAAUCCCUGCCCGCAGAGCAAGGGCCUGGACAGGCCCCAGGAUAGCCACAGGGAGCGGCGGGUGGAAGAGCCCCUCUCCCCUGCCCACCUGCAGGCCCUGGCCCAGGUGGAUGACCUCCGGAGCGUGCAGGUGCUGGAGAUGUGUGUGGACACCCGCGAGCACAGCCUGGGGAACUUUGGGGUGCACCUGCCGAACCUGAGCCAGCUGAAGUUGACCGGCAGUCGUCUGGGCUCCCUCAGAGACCUGGGCACCUCUCUUGGCCACCUGCAGGUGCUGUGGCUAGCUCGCUGUGGUCUCGCUGACCUGGACGGCAUUGGCUCCUUCCCGGUGCUGAAGGAGCUCUAUGUCUCCUACAAUGACAUCUCUGACCUGAGUCCACUGUGCCUGCUCGACCAGCUGGAGGUGCUGGACCUUGAAGGCAACAGCCUGGAGGACCUGGGGCAGGUGCGCUACCUGCAGCUGUGCCCACGGUUGGCCACACUCACCCUGGAGGGCAACAUGGUGUGCCUGCAGCCAGCCGCUGGCCCAGCCAACAAGGCCCCUCGGAGCUACAACUACAGAGCAGAAGUGAAGAAACUCAUCCCCCAGCUGCGCAUCCUGGAUGAGGUGCCCACCACAUGCAUGGACCUGCCUGUGCCCCAGGAGCUGAGCCAGGACUGGCUCAUGGUGAAAGAGGCCAUCAAGGAAGGCAGCAUGCUGGACAGUACCCUUCCCCCACUGGACCACACUCAUGGAGCCACCCUGCAGAAACAUGAUCCAGCGCUGACCAUGCCUGAGGCCCUGCCCUGGAUCUUGUCCCUGCUGGGCCCUGGAGGACCCCGGCCUGAAGGCUUGCUCUCUGAGGACCCGGCCCCUGAAGACCACGCCAGCAACCUCACCCAUGGCGCUGCUCAGGUCCUCUGUGGAAACCCCACCAAAGGCCUGCGGGAGCGCAGGUACCAGUGCCAGGCCUGGGCGCCUCUGGAGCAGCUGGCACCCCCUAGACCAGGUCUGGCUGCCGCCCCCCCUGCCCUCAGGCCUGAUUCCACAGACAGCCGUGAUCUGGUGGUGGCUGGGCUUCCAGCCUGGAGAGAGCUUGGCCUGCGGCCACUGGGGUCCCAGCAGGAAGGGGCUGCAACCCCCCAGGAUCCUUGGAAACUUCCUGAACAGCAAGAGGACCAGGCUGGGCCUAGGCCUUCCCUGGGUUCCCCAGGCCUGACCUCAGAGCCUUCGAGGACGCUGGGUGGUCACCUGGUCCCUUCUCCGCCCAAGGACCCAAUGCCACCUGAUUCAGCCAGCAGCUCCCCUCGGGGCUCUGCUGACCUACGGGUCAGAAGACGGAGGCUCAGAUCCCUGGGCAGCCUGGGGCCUGGCCUGAGCAAGGGGGUGGCCCCAGUGACCACCCUGAAAGCCCUAGAGGGGGCCUCAGGUCCCAACCUUGAGCCCAGUGACAUCCGGAACCAAAGCCAGCCCUGGAUCCAGCAGCCAGACCCCCAGCCCUCUGCUACCUGUGGUACCUGAGCCCUUCACCCCAGUCCAUCCCCACCCUCGGUGAAAAGCCCACCACUGCUGGGCUUGCCUGGACAGUGCCCAGUGGGAACGCCUGGCAUCUUGGGAGCCCCUGAGGGCCCUUGAUCCCAUAGGCCCAGAGCACUUGGGCUGGGAGGGUGGGAGGUGGGCCUGACCCUGGAAAGAUCCCUCUGGGUGGAUGAGAGUCAGGGUAGGUACCUCCCCUGGGUCCUGGCCUUCCUGGGAAUAGUCAGCCGGGCAGGCCUGGGCCAGGUGGCUGGAGCUG